UGCAUGACAAUAGCGCUGUGUAACGUCACACGUCAUUUUCAACUUGUGGUGAUAUUUACGAUUUGGUAACACUGCAGAGAUUGAAAAGCCAAGAUAAAACAAACCAGCAGUACCCACAAAAAUGUUUUCAAGACUACUAAGACGCACACUUAUUUCCACAAGAAAUUUCAGCACGAGCAAACACCACAAUUACAAAGUCGCCAUAGCAGGAGCCGCUGGCGGCAUCGGCCAACCACUCUCCCUUCUGCUGAAACAGAGCCCCCUUAUCACAGAACUCUCACUCUACGAUAUCGUCCACACCCCCGGAGUAGCUGCCGAUUUAUCCCACAUCGAAACCACCGCCAAAAUCGCAGGUUUCAUGGGACCCGAAAACCUCAAACAGGCCUUAAAGGGCGCCGACUUAAUCGUAGUGGCCGCCGGCCUACCACGCAAACCUGGAAUGGAUCGAGACGACCUCUUCAAGAGUAAUGCGUGCGUUGUGCGAGAAAUAGCUGAAGUCACCGCUGAAAGCGCCCCCAAGGCUCUACUUGCGAUAAUUACCAAUCCGAUCAACUCAGUCGUAGCUAUCGCAGCUGAAGUACUGAAAAAAGCCGGGAAAUAUGACCCUAAGCGGUUAUUCGGGGUGUCUACACUUGACGUAGUCAGAGCUAACACCUUCGUGGCGGAACUGAAGGGGUUAUGUCCCUUAGAAGUCAAUGUACCUGUUAUUGGGGGGCAUGCGGGAGCUACGAUUAUACCGCUGAUUUCUCAGGCAACGCCUGCUGUCACUUUUCCUCCGGAUCAGCUGCAAGCUUUGAUUAGGAGGAUUCAAGACGCUGGAACUGAAGUGGUGAAGGCGAAGGCUGGAGCGGGUUCGGCUACAUUGUCGACGGCUUACGCAGCGGCAAGGAUGGCGAUUUCGUUGGUAAGGGGGCUAAAUGGGGAACAGAAUAUUGUUGAAUGUGCGUACGUGGAGUCAAGUGUUACGGAAGCCAAGUACUUCUCAACACCUCUGUUGUUGGGUAAGAAUGGAAUAGAGAAGAACUUGGGGUUGGGGAGACUGAGUGAUUUUGAGCAAGAUAUGGUGAAGAAGGCAAUUCCAGUAUUACAGAAAAAUAUUAAAACAGGUGAAGAUUUUGUUAUUAACAAUUAGAUGUAAAAAAAUAGAAGUAUUUUUAUGAUUCCAGUGCAUUUGUCUUGAUUUUGUUUCACGUCUUGUUGUUUUUCAUAAUUAGAAUAAAAAUAAAAAAAAAAAUUAUUGAGAGAGAAUCAAAGAUGCGCCAUUUGUUCUGAUAGCAAUCAAAUUCAGUCUUA
Messenger RNA from Zophobas morio, 1293 nucleotides. Its product is annotated as malate dehydrogenase, mitochondrial-like. The record is from RefSeq and is a predicted model, not a curated record. Gene Ontology annotation, cellular component: cytoplasm; mitochondrion. Lineage: Eukaryota; Metazoa; Arthropoda; Insecta; Coleoptera; Tenebrionidae. The coding region runs from base 122 to 1132 and encodes 336 amino acids. Gene Ontology annotation, molecular function: L-malate dehydrogenase (NAD+) activity. The transcript has a single exon. Gene Ontology annotation, biological process: tricarboxylic acid cycle; carboxylic acid metabolic process.